Messenger RNA from Cooperia oncophora, 1062 nucleotides. The record is from the annotation of a GenBank genome assembly. NCBI's taxonomy places the organism in Eukaryota, Metazoa, Nematoda, Chromadorea, Rhabditida, Trichostrongylidae.
CUGCCCUUCCGGCAAUCAGUUCCAUUUCAGGUGUUGGAAUCCGCAUAUCGCUUCCUGCUGGGUUCAAUAGCAGGAGCAUGCGGUGCCACCGCCGUCUACCCUAUUGAUUUGGUGAAAACCCGAAUGCAAAAUCAACGAUCUGGGUCGUUCGUCGGUGAAUUGAUGUACAAGAACAGUUUGGAUUGUUUCAAGAAGGUCAUCAAGUUUGAAGGCAUUUUGGGACUUUACCGUGGCUUGCUGCCGCAGAUUGUCGGCGUUGCUCCCGAAAAAGCCAUCAAACUGACGAUGAACGAUUUCGUCAGAGACAAGUUCAACCAAGAGGGCAAAAUUCCGAUAUGGGCAGAAAUCCUCGCCGGUGGCUGUGCUGGUGCCAGUCAGGUUAUAUUCACCAACCCACUGGAGAUUGUGAAGAUUCGCCUCCAAGUUGCUGGCGAGAUUAAAACGGAUGCAGCGAAGAAGUUGGGCGUGUUAACGGUGAUGAAAGACUUGGGAUUCUUCGGUUUGUACAAAGGUGCUCGAGCAUGUUUCCUUCGUGACAUUCCAUUUUCGGCUAUUUAUUUCCCGACAUAUGCACACGCCAAAUUGGCUACAGCUGAUGAAGAUGGAAUUAAUCACCCUGGUUCUCUGUUCGCAUCUGCUUUCAUCGCCGGUGUUCCUGCUGCUGGUUUGGUUACCCCGGCUGACGUCAUCAAAACAAGGUUACAAGUUGCGGCUAGGGCUGGUCAGACCACCUAUAGUGGAGUUAUAGAUUGCGCCCGCAAAAUCAUGAAGGAAGAAGGUCCAGCAGCUUUCUGGAAAGGUACGGCUGCUCGGGUGUGCCGUUCCAGUCCACAGUUCGCCGUCACUUUGCUCGCCUAUGAGGUUCUUCAAAGAGUCUUCUAUGUCGACUUCGGAGGUAUUCGCCCGACUGGAUCAGAGUCUGCCACCACGAGGAAGAUUAUGGACGAGACUUCGUUGAACCCGGACCACGUGGGCGGAUAUCGCUUAGCGGCGGCAACGUUCAGCGGUAUCGAACACAAAUUCGGCCUCUUUUUACCUCGAUUCGAACGUACUGCUCAGUAG